GUGAAUAAUGAUUAAUUGUUUACAUGGAAAGAAGCUAUUAAAAUACAUUGUUCUUAUUCAGAAUACUUUAAAAGAUAAAGAAAAAGAUAGAAAAGUAUUAUAAUUGAGCGAAGUUUGUGCCAUUAAUACGUUAAAUAUAAAAAAAAACACUAUGCAAGAAUCAAGACCUGAGUUGUACGAAGAAAUCAAGUUAUAUAGAAAUGCCAGGGAGCGUGAAAAGCACGACAAUAUGGCAGAACUGUACGCGGUAGUAAGCACACUACAGCAUUUGGAGAAGGCAUACAUGCGUGACUGUGUGAGAGCACAGGAGUACACGGCAGCAUGCAGUAGGUUACUGGUGCAGUACCGAGUUGCGUUUAAACAGGUGCAGGGUGAUGAGUUUCCUACGAUCGAGAGCUUUGUCAGCAAGUUUAGAUUGGACUGUCCAGCAGCCUUAGAGAGAAUCAGAGAGAACAAACCCAACUUGAUUAAGGAUGACAAAGGCAACACUAAUAAAUAUAUUGCUGAAAUUGUAUCUUUGUUCAUAACUCUAAUGGACAAGCUACGUCUAGAGCUCCGAGCCAUGGAUAUGAUUCAACCUGAACUCAGAGAGCUAAGGGACACCAUGGACUGCCUUGCUAUGCUGCCGGAGGAUUUUGAAGGGAAAGUUAAGGUGCAAGAAUGGUUGGACAAAUUGUCAGAAAUGUCAGCGUCUGAUGAACUGUCGGAAGCGCAGGCUCGUCAGCUGAUAUUCGACUUGGAGACAUCGUACGGAGCAUUCAAUAAAGUGCUACAUUGAUUACAUUUGGAUAAAACAACGAGUUACGAAUUUAAUGGAGUUGUUUAUCCAAUUUAUAUGAAUAAUUUAAUGUUAUAUCCGUGAUUUGUAUCUAGAUUAAGUUAUUACAUAAUAUAUUCCUAUAUGUAAAAAAAUUGUAUUUUAUUU
Molecule: messenger RNA, 925 nt
Organism: Colias croceus (clouded yellow)
Lineage: Eukaryota; Metazoa; Arthropoda; Insecta; Lepidoptera; Pieridae
Gene: Vps28
Product: vacuolar protein sorting-associated protein 28 homolog
Exons: 7
Coding region: 152-778 (208 amino acids)
Biological process (GO): protein transport to vacuole involved in ubiquitin-dependent protein catabolic process via the multivesicular body sorting pathway
Cellular component (GO): ESCRT I complex
Molecular function (GO): protein-containing complex binding
Source: RefSeq, a predicted model, not a curated record